AUCAGUAUAAAAACUCACAACUCGAUUUCAUGAUAAGCUCAUUGUUCAGUGAAGUUCAAUUGGAACAGUUUAAAUUGUGUCCACUUAUAUUCAACUAAUAAUAAAAAGUUUUUCUUUCAGUGACAAAAUUAACCAUAACCAUCAACAAUGAUUAAGAGUUUAAUUAUCCUCGGCUGUUUAACAGUUUGUACAAUUUCAUCUCCAGCAUACUAUGGAUACUCUGGUCCUUCAUCAAGAUACUCACACAUCCCAAAAGCAGCUUACGCCAUUCCCGCUCCGUCUUAUGCAUCACCGAAAGCUUCUUAUGCCGAACCUCUUUAUGAGCACAAACCUCAACCCUACAGUUUUGGCUAUGACAUAAACGAUGGCUAUGGAAACAAGAACCAUAAACAAGAAGAAGGUGACGAAUAUGGUGCUAAACGAGGUUCUUAUGGAUACACUGAUGCCCAUGGAAUUUAUCGUAAAGUUGACUAUGUCGCCGAUAAACACGGUUUCCGUGCUACCGUUUCAACAAACGAACCUGGAACUGCACCAAAAGAUCCAGCUGAUGUCAAGAUGAUCGUCAAAGAAUCACCACCAAGUCAUUCAGUUUACGCUGCUCCAGCUUAUCUUAGACCUUCAUAUGCUCCAGCUUACGAUCAUCCAAAACCUUCAGGUUACUCAUCAAGACCUGAAUAUGGAAAUUAUCAUGCAAGUCCUUAUGGUCCACGACGACACUAUUGAUCUAUUCAUAGACAAUUAGCUUCAUUCACAACGAUUAAUAUUAAAUCUGUUACUCGUCUUCCCUUUUCCUGAUGGUUAUCAUUUUUGUAUCAAUAUAAAUGAAAAAAAUACUGCCCAUUAACUGAUUAAUCAAUUAAUUAAUCACUUUAGAUUUGUAGUUAAUUGUAAUAUUAUCAAUAUAAAUAUCGUUUCUACUUUAAA
Messenger RNA from Panonychus citri (citrus red mite), 924 nucleotides. Its product is annotated as cuticle protein 16.8-like. The coding region runs from base 148 to 723 and encodes 191 amino acids. Gene Ontology annotation, molecular function: structural constituent of chitin-based larval cuticle. Gene Ontology annotation, cellular component: chitin-based extracellular matrix. The record is from RefSeq and is a predicted model, not a curated record. The transcript has 4 exons. NCBI's taxonomy places the organism in Eukaryota, Metazoa, Arthropoda, Arachnida, Trombidiformes, Tetranychidae.